GUCUUUUUUAGUACUAAAAUUUUGUAUUCGUAGUGCUGAAUGGAGAAUCACAUUUUUUCGUGUUUUUAAUGAAUAAUUGCUUUUGAAAUCUAGAAUAUUCAAGUUUAGUGUUGCGGGCGAGUCGGCGAGAUGCACACAGCUAGCGCCGAGGGUCAGUACCGCGGUACCAAUGGGUCUACGCAUGGUAGAGACAAAGUCGCCAUAUUGGAUGCCGGCUCUCAGUAUGGGAAGGUGAUAGAUCGUCGAGUGCGUGAGUUAUGUGUGGAAUCGGAUAUAUUACCGUUGGACACUCCGGCGUACCAUCUCAAGGAGGCUGGCUAUCGCGCGAUCAUCAUCUCUGGAGGACCCAACUCUGUGUAUGCCGAGGAUGCGCCCAGAUACGAUGCGGAUAUAUUCAAGAUAGGGCUACCUGUACUAGGUAUAUGCUACGGUAUGCAGAUGUUGAACAAAGAGUUUGGUGGCUCAGUGCUGCGGAAGGAGGCUCGCGAGGACGGACAGUAUGAAGUCGAAGUUGAGACCACAUGCCCAUUGUUCAAUCGUUUGGAGAAACUGCAGCCAGUGCUUCUAACUCACGGGGACUCUGUGCAGAAAGUGGGUGAGAGGUUCCGUGUUGGAGCUCAGUCCAGCAACCAUCUUAUUGCUGCUAUAUACAAUGAACAGAUGCGUUUGUAUGGAGUGCAGUUUCAUCCUGAGGUGGAUCUAACACCGAAGGGUAAGCAGAUGUUGUCAAACUUUUUGUUUGACAUCGCAGGUCUGACGCGCACUUUCACGUUGCGUUCGCGCCGCGAGGCCUGCGUACAAUACAUACGGGACACUGUCGGUGAUCAAAAAGUACUCGUGUUGGUAAGCGGUGGUGUGGACUCCACAGUGUGCGCAGCUCUGCUUAGAACAGCACUACGCGAGGAUCAAGUUAUAGCUCUUCAUAUUGACAAUGGAUUCAUGCGUAAGAACGAGAGUGUGAAAGUGGAGAGAUCACUGCGGGAGCUUGGUGUACGUCUACAUGUCAUUAAUGCUGCACAUCAGUUCCGUCAAGGCAGCACUAGUGUACGUGAUGCUGGAGGACGAGCUCGACACACUCCUCUGCUCUGUCACACCACCUCGCCUGAGGACAAGCGCAAGAUUAUAGGCGAUGUUUUCAUACGUGUCGCAGAGCAGGCAGUACGAGACCUAGACCUGCAAGAGGACCAAGUGCUACUCGGUCAGGGUACGCUGCGACCGGACCUGAUUGAGUCUGCGUCCGCGUUGUGCUCCGGUAAUGCGGCCACCAUCAAGACUCAUCACAACGAUACCGAGCUGGUGCGCGUGCUGCGGCAACGAGGACGCGUUGUUGAACCCCUCAGGGACUUUCAUAAGGAUGAGGUGCGAGCUCUGGGUGCAGAGCUUGGCCUGCCUAGUGCGCUGGUGGAGCGGCACCCGUUCCCUGGGCCGGGGCUGGCUGUGCGCGUGCUCUGCCAGGAGGAGCCCUACGCAGAGCGCGACUUCUCUGAGACACAGGUAAUAGUGAAGAUAAUGGUGGAGUACGCGUCCAUGUGCGUGAAGUCGCACGCAUUGCUGGGUCGUGUUGCUGGUGCCACCACUCCAGCUGAGCAGGCGGAGCUGAAACGUAUCUCAUCCAAGUCACCUGUAGCAGCCACACUGCUGCCUGUACGCUCCGUAGGAGUACAAGGUGACGCGCGCACAUACAGCUAUGUGGUGGCAUUGUCAACGGAGCGCUAUCCACCAGACUGGCAGGACAUGCAGUACCUCGCACGCAUCAUACCGCGUGUCUGUCAUAAUGUGAACAGGGUUUGUUACGCGUUUGGUGGUAUAAUAAAGGAGCAGGUGACUGACAUCACUCCCACCUUCCUCACUCAGCACGUCAUCUCAACACUGCGUCAGGCCGACGACCUCGCCACACAGGUGUUGACGUCCAGUGGAUGCGCGGGACGUAUAGCGCAGAUGCCGGUGGUGCUGCUGCCAGUGCACCUGGACCGUGAUGCUGCGCUGCGCGCGCCCUCCUGCCAGCGCUCGCUCGUGUUGCGCCCCUUCCUCACCGGGGACUUCAUGACGGGCGUCGCCGCGCUGCCCGGAUCCGACGCCAUGCCGCAAGACGUUGUAGACAGAAUGCGCAAGGAGUUGAUGAGCGUGCCGGGCAUCUCUCGUGUUCUGUACGACCUCACACCCAAACCGCCCGCCACCACCGAGUGGGAAUGAUCACCCGUCACGUCACGUCACGUCACGUCACGUCGUACCACGACACGUCUUUUAUAUAUUUUUUUACUGAACGAACGCACUCUAAGGCAGUGGUCCCAUUCUCACUAUAUUGAACGGUUUUUAUAAUGUGAUGUGAAAAUAUUUGCCUUAAGAAUUUUGUUCUGUUAAAUAUCAAAUAAAGGUGUUUUUUGUUCUUAAUUAGAACAUUUGGUUUGCGACUAUUAUUUUUAGUGUAGCGUACAAUAUGGUUGAGAGAGGCGUGCAUUAUUUUUCGUCUUGUUUCUGUCUAUGCCACUUAUAUUUAAAAUGGACGAAAAAUGCUGCUUGCCAUCUAGCAUAUAAACCUGUUAUACUAAUUGUUAAUAGCUAAGUACGCAAAUCGACUCCAAUAGUUUUUUUUUUUUCGUUUUGUGUGGAAUAUUAGAUAUUUGUUAUCACUUUAGAACUUGACGCUUGGUAAAUGGUGUUUUUGUUAUAUGUCUAUAGUUUUGCAAUGGUAAGACUGUAAAUAAAAUUUUCAAUGUAAUAAAUAUAAAUAGGAUCACUGCCUAAUAAUGAAUUUGUAAAUAGAUUGGGUAUAAAGCGACACAAGGUAUUGGUGUCCAUUAUCUUUAGCUCCAUUGAUCAGUUUUAUAACAACAUAGUAAUUUAUUGUAAAAGGCUGUGUAAAUUAUAAAGAGCCCACAAAUACUGCGCACGUUGAGGUCGAUUAAAACAAUUCUUGUAUUAAAUCAUAG
This is a messenger RNA of Papilio machaon (common yellow swallowtail), 2930 nucleotides long. RefSeq names its product GMP synthase [glutamine-hydrolyzing] (gene bur). Gene Ontology annotation, cellular component: cytosol. Gene Ontology annotation, molecular function: GMP synthase (glutamine-hydrolyzing) activity; ATP binding; GMP synthase activity. NCBI's taxonomy places the organism in Eukaryota, Metazoa, Arthropoda, Insecta, Lepidoptera, Papilionidae. Gene Ontology annotation, biological process: GMP biosynthetic process. The transcript is spliced from 16 exons. Bases 130 to 2193 code for a protein of 687 amino acids. The record is from RefSeq and is a predicted model, not a curated record.